Messenger RNA from Kwoniella shivajii, 1683 nucleotides. RefSeq lists its product as uncharacterized. The transcript has 4 exons. The record is from RefSeq and is a predicted model, not a curated record. Bases 1 to 1683 code for a protein of 560 amino acids. NCBI's taxonomy places the organism in Eukaryota, Fungi, Basidiomycota, Tremellomycetes, Tremellales, Cryptococcaceae.
AUGUUAUUACACGACGAAGAUGGAUACACAUCAAAACGAAGAAUUAGCAUCACCGACUUGCCUAGAGAAAUGAUCAGAUUGAUCGCACUGAGGAUAUAUGAUCCAUUGGAGCUUACCCAACAGGAUCGCACAACAUGGGGCAUAUUUUCAACAGUGGAUAUGCAUCAAGAACGUCAAGAUGAUCUGGCUUCACUCAUCUCAUUAGGUACGGUGUGUAGGAAGAUAAGGAGGGAAGUGAGAAGGGUGCUAUUUACAUGCGUAAGGGUUUCAGGAGUAAGUUGGGCAGAAGAGGUCAUAGAGAAUAGAGAUGGAUGGGCAAAGUAUGUCAAGAGCAUCAUCAUCGACCUGACGAUGUUUGAUUCUGAUUUCGACGCUUCCACUCGACCACGACUUUCAUUCUCUGAAUAUCAUCCACCUGUAUCCACAAUGUCAUCCACGACCGAGAUGAUGAAAAAACCUAGGACAUGUUGGGCAGAAUCAUCUUUGCUGACAGCGUUACUCAAUUCGUUGCCUAAUUUGAAUCACAUGUCAUUCUUUGCGGACGCAUCUGAUGAUUCAACAUUAGCUUUAUUAUUCGCAUCACUCAUUACUCAUCCAUCAUCACAUUCAGUUCCACCGACUGUGAUAUCCACUUCACCCGCAAUAUCAACGAUAUCCGGUUCCGGUUCAGGUAGAUAUCCUCUGACACCUUUCAUUCCACUUCCACAUCGACUGAAAUCAUUUGGAUGGAGACAAAGAGCUGCACCACCUUCAAAUUUUAGACAAUUCAGUCAAUCUUCAACUUUUGUCUCUACGUUACAUCUACUUCGACAUGCCCAUAACUUAUCAUUCUUAGUACUAGAUGCGGAUAUGGACGAAAUGACACUAUCGGAUGUACUGUCGCCUCUGAGAGAACUGGCUUUACGUCAACCUCCAAUGGGAGAAAAAGCUGAAAAUGUCAGUUUAAUGCUUUGUGGUCCAAUCAAAGGUUGGGAAAAUGGUUUCUUGAGGAGCUUGGUCAACACGUUCGAAGGUAUCAAGGAACUUUUUGUGGAUAGACCAUUGAGAAAAUCUACAGAGGUAAAGGAGACUAGCUUCGAGGAUUUCACCGACCUUCUUGGACCUCUAUCUUCGUUACCCCAUCUUCGACUCUUGCAAGUUGGUUCAUACACCUUCACGACAUCACUUCAAGCAUCCAUCGUGCGUCAUCUGUCACGAUCUAUACAGUCUUUACUGGUAGUUGGGUUACUAGGAGAAGAAGGUGAAACUACCUGGUGGGGAAUAUGGAGAAGAGCCUCUUCACGUGGUAUGAUGUUUGCAGCAUCAACAGAAGAAGGUGAAGGGGAAUAUGAUGAAUCAUCGGAUAUAAGGAUCAAAUUCUUGAAUGACGGCGAAUUGAAAUUGUUAGAAGAAGAAAUUCAAGAAUGGAAAAAAUCACAACCUCCUACACCACCCACCUCAGCUCCAAUCAUACAAGAUAGAGCGCUGAAAAAUGUCAAUGAUGACGCUGAUGUCUACGAUGACAUCGACGUCGAUAAUGAUUCAGAUAUAAGGAUGAGUACACCAAGACAUACUCAAUCACCAAUCGCUGGUCCUAAAGAAGUUGAAAGGAAUCAAGCAUUAGGUUUGAGUCUGGAAGGUGAUGCCGGCAGUUCCGAAGAAAGACCGAGCAAGAUGAGUCUGAAAAGGUUAUUGAGUUAUUAG